AUGCCUCUAGUACUUGCUUCCAGCAUCGUAGCAGCUAUCGGUGUGGCUCUUUUAUUUUCCCAUGUCUACUGGACGUUGAUCGCAAGUCCUCUAGCAAAAAUUCCAGGCCCAAAUUGGUUCUUCCUAACCAGCCUAAGACUCAGUUGGGAGGAAUUCCAAGGUACACGCACGCGGACAAUCCAUCGUCUUCAUCAACAAUACGGCCCAGCUGUGCGCAUCGGCCCCAAUGAAGUCUCAUUCAAUAGCCUCUCGGCCUUGCGCCAGAUCUAUGGGGCCGGCAGUCCUUUUGGACGGCCAUCAGCUUUUUACCGCAUAUUCAGUAUGUUCGGGCAGACAAGCUUGUUUACGUUUUACUCUUCGUCCGACCAUGCGGCUCGAAAGAAGAUCAUGAGCCAGGUGUAUUCCAAAUCGGCUGUCCUGAAAAGUCCGGUAGCCGACUCAAUACAGUCAAAGACCAAGCAGUUUAUAGAUCUAAUUGAAUCGGAUCCGCGAACGGCGUCAGACUUGGUCAGGAGCUUGCAUUUCUUUUCUCUUGACAACAUGACUUGGAUGGUUUUCGGGGCUCGCGGAGCCACGAAGGCUUUAAUGGGGGAAUUGUCGGACAGACAGAUCCUAAGUGACAUUGAGGAGCCCACCGCACGCCGGUAUUCAUGGUUCCAAUUGCAUCUACCACGAUAUACUCGCUUGGCCAUGUCCUGCAGCUUCUCACAUCUGAGAUCAAUCAUCGAUGCGUUUGGCCUUCUCCCAGGGAAAUUACCGUCAGCGUAUAGUGGCCUCCAAGGUUUUGCCUUGGCGACUUUUAACACUCAUCGUUCGUACAAAACCUCAGCAUCACCGCCAGCAAGCGAAAGCGGUCUCAUGAUGAGAUUGCUGCAUGCCAGAACCGGCAAUUCUGGGGGGAAACCUCUCUCCAACAUGGAAAUUGCCGCAGAGUGCGCUGACAAUCUUGAUGCCGGGCUCAAGACAACAAGCGAUACAUUGAUGUUUGCUCUCUGGGUGCUAUCUCUCCCCCAACACCGAAGAUAUCAAGAACGCCUUAUAAUGGAAGUGAAGGACGCCAAAUCUGUUCGGGCAAGCGAUAUGUCGAUUUUGCCAGUGGAUGUAUGCGAUCGACUGCCCUUCCUUGACGCUAUAAUCAAAGAAACAUUACGUUUAUAUGCUCCUAUUGCGGCAUCCCAGCCACGGACCAGCACUCAAGAUACUACUAUUGACAGUUACCACAUACCUGCCGGCACAGUUGUCAGCUGCCAGGCAUUUUCUAUGCAUCGGAAUCCAGCUGUCUACCCACGUCCCAACACCUUCGACCCCGAUCGAUGGCUGGCAAGCGACGCAGAGACAGCUGAAAUAAAACGCUGGUGGUGGCCAUUUUCUAGCGGAGCAAGAAUGUGUCUUGGAAUGCAUUUUGCGCUUGCAGAAAUGAAGACACUGCUAGCAGCUAUCUAUCAGACAUACUCGACCAACUUGAGGCCGGAUUUUGAGAACUUAUCCCCGACUGCAACUAGCCGGUUUGAACUGGUAUAUGAUGACUCGUUUCCCAUUGCCGAAGUUCGUUUUAUCUCACCUUAG
This is a messenger RNA of Talaromyces atroroseus, 1566 nucleotides long. RefSeq lists its product as hypothetical. Bases 1 to 1566 code for a protein of 521 amino acids. Lineage: Eukaryota; Fungi; Ascomycota; Eurotiomycetes; Eurotiales; Trichocomaceae. Gene Ontology annotation, molecular function: iron ion binding; heme binding; oxidoreductase activity, acting on paired donors, with incorporation or reduction of molecular oxygen. The transcript is spliced from 2 exons. The record is from RefSeq and is a predicted model, not a curated record.